Limulus polyphemus (Atlantic horseshoe crab) is the source of this 1850-nucleotide messenger RNA. Its product is annotated as probable D-tyrosyl-tRNA(Tyr) deacylase 2. Lineage: Eukaryota; Metazoa; Arthropoda; Merostomata; Xiphosura; Limulidae. The coding region runs from base 624 to 1124 and encodes 166 amino acids. The transcript is spliced from 3 exons. Gene Ontology annotation, biological process: tRNA metabolic process. Gene Ontology annotation, molecular function: D-tyrosyl-tRNA(Tyr) deacylase activity. The record is from RefSeq and is a predicted model, not a curated record. Gene Ontology annotation, cellular component: cytoplasm.
UUUAGUAUAAACGUAAUUAAGAAUGACAUCUACAUUUAGUAUUGGAGUUUUUAAUUGCUUUUUGAAAACUUAUAUUAUGUAAAAAACAAAAACGGUUUUGUUGUACUUGUUACCCGCUAUUAAUUUACUAGAUUAAGUACUUUACAUUGUAUUACCUUAAGAAAUACUUUGUCUUGUGAAGUUAUUGAUGCUAAUACAACUUGCAAAUCUUAAGAAAUAGUAAUUGUAAAGUAAUACUACUAAUACCAUAGUACUAGUAGUAUUACAGAUUAGAGUAUAAAGUAGUACCGCCGUCGUAUAUGACACUCUUCCUAUGUUAAUCUCUUAAAAGUGAAAAACCACAUUCACACAGUUUUAUUUUUACGGAAUAUUACAUUUACAUUAGUUAUCUCAGCUUGUCUUCUACUUUCUCGUACUAGUGUUGCAAUGAAUGAGUAUGUAGAUGCCCGAUGUAAAUGAGACAUUGGUCAAUGAUUAUUUCAAACUUUGCACUAGUUGUUUGAUUCAGUGAUUAUUAUUUAUUUGCUAGCUCUGCACAUCCUUUUCUUGUGUGUAUCACUUUCUGUCCCGUGUUUUGACAAUCCGAAAUUCUAAAUAUAAUUGUAAAAACAAAACGAAAGCUGAUGGAAUCUGUAACAAAAGUCAGGGUUGUCAUUCAGCAAUGUUUAAAAGCUAAACUAGAAGUGAAGCCUUCUGACAAAGAUAGAAAUGGGAGUGAAUAUGUGGAGAUUGGGCAGGGAAUGGUGAUUUUCAUUUGUUUCAAGCAGAAUGCAUCUGAAGAUAUCUUGGACAAGAUUGUAAAAAGUGUCUUGGGAGUCAAGUUGUGUGAAUCAAAAUCAGGAAAACUUGUUUCAAUUUUAGAGCUUCCUGGUGAUAUGUUAAUUAUACCACAAGCCUGCCUUGGUGGAAAGAUGAAAGGGAAAGCAGUCCAAUAUCAUGGUCUUAUUGAGAAAGAUAAUGGAGUCAAGCUUUAUCAUUCUUUUGUUGAACUGUGCCAGCAUAUGGUUUCAAACAAUCCAAAAUCCAUUGAAAUGGGAACAGUUGUGAAAAAUGGUAUAUAUGGAAACAGACAGGUCCUAUGUAUGGACACCAAUGGACCUUUUACUCAUGUGUUUGAUUUUUAAUGAAAAACGAGUUAAGUGCUUUAUUAAAUAAAUUGAUAUUUCCAACAAAAUUUCAUUUUACAUUGCGAGUUUGUGUGCAUGGAAUCAUAUAUACAGGUGUGAACAAUGUCUUGUGUCUCUUAGUUUGUUUUAAAUACAAGUUAUUUGUGCAUUGUAAUGCUGUGAUGUGAAAAAAACAACUUAAGUAACACUUUAUAAGAAUAGACAAUGAAAAUAAUCAUAAUGUCUAUUAUAAAUUAGGUUCUCUUUAUUCGUUAAAGGACAUUUCUGUUUAACAUUGUUUGAGCAAAAACUAUUGAAAAGUUUUGUUUUAACCUAUGAUUACCAUUAACUAUUAGGCCUAGAUAGGUGCAUCUUGCAUUGAAUUUAGAAAAUUAACUUGUAGUUACUUAAAAAUUGCCACUUUAGAGUUGAAAGUUAAUAAAAAAAAUGUUGUUUAUACAUAAUUCUUUUAUUUCAGCAUGCUCUGAACAAAGACAUUUGUGUUUGUGAAUUUCCCAACUGUUUUCUAAGCGUAACAUGGCAGGUACUCUUAGUUCCCAAGGAGGAAAUAAUAACAGUUUAGAACAAAAUAAUGCUAAUUUGACCUUUUAACAUUAGUACAUGUGUAAUUUUUAUUGAUUUUUAGUCAAUUGUUGUUUCCAAACCACCAUUGUUAUGGUGUGAUUAAUUGCAUACAUUUCAGGUUUUAUAAGUCAUAUACAUAUAAAAAUAUAAUGAAAGUUA